This is a messenger RNA of Trifolium medium, 210 nucleotides long. The record is from the annotation of a GenBank genome assembly. Lineage: Eukaryota; Viridiplantae; Streptophyta; Magnoliopsida; Fabales; Fabaceae.
AUGUGUAUCGACUACCGGAGGUUAAAUUCAGCAACAAGAAAAGACCACUUUCUUCUUCCGUUCAUGGAUCAAAUGCUAGAAAGGCAUGCGGGGCAGGCCUACUACUGCUUUUUGGAUGGGUAUUCCGGGUACAAUCAGAUUGUUGUGGACCCGGCGGAUCUUCCCACUCUUGAAUGCUCUACCUCUGGUUGGUUGUGCUUAAUCCCUUGA